Messenger RNA from Acaromyces ingoldii, 1068 nucleotides. RefSeq lists its product as hypothetical. The transcript is spliced from 3 exons. NCBI's taxonomy places the organism in Eukaryota, Fungi, Basidiomycota, Exobasidiomycetes, Exobasidiales, Cryptobasidiaceae. The record is from RefSeq and is a predicted model, not a curated record. The coding region runs from base 17 to 700 and encodes 227 amino acids.
AGAAUUCCUACUCGCCAUGUCUCAACAGGACGUCGUCGCUCCGCGUGCUGCGGAGAUCAUCAAACACAUGAACGCGGACCACAAGGACUCGCUGCAGGCCAUCGUGACGCACGUUCAGAAGCUGCCCUUUCCUCCGUUUUCCGCGCGCAUGUCGGCCAUCACGUCCAAGGGCUUCACCGUCGACUACCGCAUUGUGGUCAAGUCGCUCCUCACACAGCCCGGCGGCUCGAAGCGCAGCGUCGUUGUGCCCUUUGACCCUCCACUGAAGUCGGCGGGCGAGGCUCGGGCGAGGCUCGUUGCCCUGAGCCAGGAGGCCGAAGAGAAGCGCCUCAAAAAGUACCCGAUUCGCUACUCUACGCCGCUCGACUUGCCAAUCUGGUCACUUACCUUCGUGGGCCUCUUUCUUCUUUCGCGCCCAGACAUCUCCCGGCAGCUCCCCAGCCACCUUGCUUCAAUCUUUGACCAGAUUCGCAAUCGCCUUCCCAACGGCGCUCAAUGGCCAGAUCUCCUCUUCAAGGGGCUUGUUGCCGUGCAUGUCGCUGAGGCAGCCGCGAUGGGUGUGUACGUCUGGAGGCGCGGUGCCUCGCUUCUUACCUGGCUCCUGUGGACCUUCCCACAUGUCAUCAUGGGCUUCCCAAACUAUCUUGCCUUCAGGAAGGUCAACCCGUCCAUCUCAGGCAAGAAGGCCAAGAGCCAUUAGUUUUUGAGCAGAGACCAGACUCGAGCUAAGAAUGGUAUAGAAUUUGUGCAACGAGAAUUGCUACAAUCGUGGCCUUGCCCUUGCAUUGACGGGCCCAAGAAGCCAUUGGGUAUAUGCUCUGAUCUUGGCUUCGCUGACACCGCCAAAGAGACCGGUGCCUGUCGAAGAGAAGUGCGUGGUGGCUGAACCUGCUGCACCAUUGACGUACGCGACCAAUGCCGGAUCGACGCCCGUUGGGGGGCCUUCUUCCGAAUCACCGUCGAGAUGACCAACAUCCAUGAAAUCGCUCUGGUUCAAGCCUAAAGCCGUCAUCACGCCCGAUUCAUAGAGCUCGGCAUCGGCCAGUGCAAUCUGUUGCCUCUGCUUGU